AUGGUGCAGCAAACGGUGCACAGUGAGACGGAGAACAGCAUGUCUAGAGAGGCUACGGACACCGAGGAAAACGAGCCGAUGGCGUGCAGUCCGGUGCCCCUAAAGCCGGACUGGUGCAAGACAGCCACCGGUCACAUUAAGCGACCGAUGAAUGCAUUUAUGGUCUGGUCAAAAAUAGAGAGGCGAAAGAUCAUGGAACAGUCUCCGGACAUGCACAACGCAGAAAUCUCCAAGAGACUUGGAAAAAGAUGGAAAAUGCUUAAGGACAGUGAAAAGAUCCCUUUUAUUCGGGAAGCGGAACGGCUGCGGCUACAGCAUAUGGCUGAUUACCCGGACUACAAGUAUAGACCUAAGAAAAAGCCCAAACUCGACUGUUCUUCGAAAGCAGCCGCACACUCUCCAGAGAAGCCAGGCUCCAAAACUGUCAAGACACCGGCCAAGAAAAUCACUAAACUCAAACCAGCCAAACCUGGGAGCGUCACUACAAGACCAUCUCAAGACUACAGAUACAGCUAUGUUUUCACAAACGUAAAGGUUAACAAGCCAGUAAAAAGGGAAUUAACCGACGAUGAGGACGAUGAUGAUGACGACGAUGAAGACGACGAUGAGGAUGACUACGAAGAUGAAUCGCCGUCUCGGAUUAAAGUGGAGGAGGACGACGAACAGAUAAGACCUUACAACAUUGCCAAAGUACCCGCCAGUCCGACUUUGAGCUCCACGGCUGAAUCGGAGGGCGCUAGCAUGUAUGAAGAGUCCAGAAACGCAAGCGUGACCCCCAAUAGAUUAUUCUACAAUUUCAAAAACAUUACCAAACAGAGCGCCGUCUGCCCCUCUUCGGUUUCACCAGCAUCUUCAUUCAGGUCAGUCUCCACAUCGUCCAGCUCCAGUGAGGAUGCAGACGACUUGCUGGUUGACUUCAGCCUAAAUCUGGCGUCCGGUGCUCACGGAGCGGAGCCGGCCAAUUCUAAUUCAGGAAACCUUUGUCUGUCUUUAGUGGAUAAAGAUUUGGACUCCUUCAGCGAGGGCAGCCUUGGCUCUCAUUUUGAAUUUCCAGACUAUUGUACGCCUGAGCUCAGCGAAAUGAUUGCGGGGGACUGGCUAGAGGCGAACUUCUCAGAUCUGGUGUUCACUUACUGA
Messenger RNA from Chanos chanos (milkfish), 1137 nucleotides. It is a transcript of the gene sox11b, whose product is annotated as SRY-box transcription factor 11b. The record is from RefSeq and is a predicted model, not a curated record. Lineage: Eukaryota; Metazoa; Chordata; Actinopteri; Gonorynchiformes; Chanidae. Gene Ontology annotation, biological process: brain development; positive regulation of transcription by RNA polymerase II; negative regulation of transcription by RNA polymerase II. The coding region runs from base 1 to 1137 and encodes 378 amino acids. Gene Ontology annotation, cellular component: nucleus. The transcript has a single exon. Gene Ontology annotation, molecular function: DNA-binding transcription activator activity, RNA polymerase II-specific; RNA polymerase II cis-regulatory region sequence-specific DNA binding.